Molecule: messenger RNA, 1482 nt
Organism: Blumeria graminis f. sp. triticale
Lineage: Eukaryota; Fungi; Ascomycota; Leotiomycetes; Helotiales; Erysiphaceae
Source: the annotation of a GenBank genome assembly
AUGAGUGAAAACAAUGUAAACUCCAUCCAAAUUCACCACAACGAGAUGGCCCUGACCUCCGAUAUUCAAACCAGCGUUCCUCUCGCCUCCGAGGACCUCGAAAGUAUCUUGGAAAAAGCUAACGAACGUCUCCUACGCCAUCGAGAGUGGCUGAGCAAACUGCCUCGCGAUCCUGUUCAACAGAUUUUAUCCACAACCACUACAUCUGCCAAAAGUCUCAUUACUCAACCGCCCGCCCUCUUACCCCGCCAAAAUCCAUUGACAGGAUGUAAUGAUAUAUCGAGUACUGCCUUCAAUGCUGGGGCUAAUUCGGCAUCAAGUGUGCUAUCAAUAUCUCUAGCUAGUGCCGCUUCUUCGGCAUCUGUCACGAUUGUGUCGCUCAACGAUGCCAUUACCAGUAUCCAGUCAUCUGCUUCCCUAGCCCUGAGUUCGGCUACAAGCUCAAUGUUGUCUGCACAGAUAAGUAUGGAUAACGUCAUUUCCAUGAGCGAAAGAAAUGCAUCAAUUAUUGUAUCCAGUGCGGCAGAUAUGGUAGCAAGUGCAAAUGCCGCUGCAAAUGAGGCAAAAAUAAAUGCUUCCGCUGCAAUACAGCGAGCAGAGGCAAGCAUAGUCUCAAUCAAAGAGUCGGCCGAGGCCAGUAUUAUUGCAUCUCAAACUGCUGCCAUGAACACUACGAAGUUUGCCUUAUCGCUCACAUUUUCAAUUCUAGCCUCUUCAAUUUUAACGAUAAUCUUAUUUUACACCAUCAUACGCCUCCGAAAGCGUAGGAGAGAACAGCGACAGGCCGAAUUGAAGGAAAAAAUUCAUCUCAGAAAUAUAACCCCUUCGCCCAUGCCACCUAUUCCCCCGAUAGCACCCCUGAACCUCUCGGAGAUCAGAAUCUCGAGGCAACCUGAACAGCAGCCAAACCAAAAAUCGGGCUAUAAUUGGGAAUCCAGUGAGCGGAGUGAUCCUAAUAAUUCGAAUGGAAAUAGACCUGAAUUGACUCCCCUUGGUAGGAACGGGACGCUAGGGUAUCAGCGCCAAAGUAAUGAUGAUAGAAGAAUGUAUUCCUUUCAACAAAAUAGCAGCGAAGUGGGAAUCACUCGUUCUAUUACGCAUUCUAGUAUUGAUGAAACUCCUGCACAAGGCAGCCACGAAAAUCUGAGUCUCAGGGAUAGGUCAAACACAUUUGGAGACUUUGCGUCUCUUAUUCCUAGUCCCCUUCCAAUCCAAAAACCAAUGUCGAUCCUAAAUGAUUCGUCUACUCAUAAUGGGUCGUCAAUUCAGCUUAUGCCGUCAAUUCGUAGGCCAACACAAAGCCGGAAACCUACACUACAAUAUGAUCCGGACAGACCUGAAGACCCCCCGACGUGGCUGGAUAAUGAGACAGACGAAGAAAGUGUCGUCGAACUGUGUGCUCUUCCCUUAAAAAGCCCAAAUAGACUCAUCUCGAAAGAGACAACAGGGGCGCCUGUAAAUGUCAUUGGUGCCGCUAUAUAA